Messenger RNA from Gastrolobium bilobum, 360 nucleotides. RefSeq lists its product as uncharacterized. Bases 1 to 360 code for a protein of 119 amino acids. The record is from RefSeq and is a predicted model, not a curated record. Gene Ontology annotation, molecular function: nucleic acid binding. The transcript has a single exon. Lineage: Eukaryota; Viridiplantae; Streptophyta; Magnoliopsida; Fabales; Fabaceae.
AUGUUUGCUGCAAAAGAAAGCUGGGUUCACCAGCUAUACUUUGUCUUGAGGGGUUAUAGAACCAGCACCCAAACUGCAACUGGAGAAACCCCUUACAGACUAACGUAUGGAUGUGAAGCCUUGAUUUCGGUAGAGAUUGGAGAACCCUCAUGGAGAAGACUGAAUAGUCUUGAACAAGGUGAGCAACAGAAUAGUAGAAUGCUUAUUGAAGAAUUAGACCUUGUGGAUGAAGCUAGGGUCACAGCUCACUGCCGGAAUAUGAUGGCCAAACAACAGACCGCAGCAAAGUAUAAUAAGAAAGUGAGACCAAGGAAUUUUGAAACAAAUUCAUGUAAUUCGCAAUUUGAUAUCAAUAAAUGA